AUCUUUAUUCUCUUUUGUCCUUCUCUCAAUUAAAGUUCAAGCAAUAUUUGGAAUUCCUCUGUAAUGGCUGCGGACUUUCAUUCGCAAGAAAUCUCACAAAAAACAGUAACUCCCCCAUCAACUCCAAUGUCUUCCAUGCCUUUGCAGUUGUCCGGAUUUCUCAGUGGAGACACCAUUCAGGUUGAGGGUGACACGGGGAAUUUGCACUUCUCUGUCAAAUUCAAUGUCCAUAACAAAUGUUUGUCCAAGAAUGAGAGCAACUUUCACUUUCCGAGUUUGAAUUCCCUGGAGAAUGAUGUCUCUUGUCAGAAAUCAAGUUUCUCUUCCUACGUGACUCCCAAAAGUACUCAGGAGAUAGAAAAUGAGAUUGUAGAUUCAGAGCCAUCGAUGGUUGAGAAUCAUGGGAUUAAGACUGAAAGGACGGCAAAGCCUGAUACAACAACGAGAAGGGCUAUAAUGACAAGGCUAAGGAGUGGGGCUAUAUCUCAGGUGAGGUAUUUUCCUCGGAUUUCUAGGAAGGAAUGCAGGGAUUUAAGGUCUUGCAUGAGUAUGACAAUGAAACGGAAGAAAAAAAAGAGAGAGAUGGGAGAUAUUGUAUUAGAGAAGCUGCUGCAAAGACGUAGUUGUCCUGUUAGACCAUGCAGUUCCUAUAUUUUCUUUGUAAUGGCCAGUUGGGGUUCGGUUAAGUGUUCUUCCUUUGGUGAAGCAAGCAAAAGACUGAGCCAGAUGUGGUGCAAAUUGCCCCGUAAAGACAAGAAGAUAUACGAGGACAUAGCUCUAAAAGAUAGUGCAAGGUGUAGGAGGCAAUGCAUGCUUUUGAACUGCCAAGUCCAGGACCGGUCUCCCCAUCAGAAUAGCAGUAUUGAUGCACAUUCAGCAAAUUAGGUACCGCACG
Molecule: messenger RNA, 895 nt
Organism: Theobroma umbraticum
Lineage: Eukaryota; Viridiplantae; Streptophyta; Magnoliopsida; Malvales; Malvaceae
Source: RefSeq, a predicted model, not a curated record